AUGAAGGCCAACACCCUCGUCAUCGUGGCCGCCUGCGCCCUCGCCCAGACAGUCGCCGGCGGACCCAUCACUCCUCUCUCCAAGGUCGCCAGCGCCACCAACACCACCAUCGCCGCCAACACCACGAACACCACCGCCAACACCACAAACACCACCGCCCCUACCACCCUCGACAAGAGCAAGGAACUCCCCUUCCUCACGACCCUCAAGAGCAGCAAGAAGCUGCAGGACUCGAUCCUGCCCAAGAUUGGCAGCAACAUCGACCUCGGCAAGGCCAACACAAUGCAGGACCUGAUCGGCGAGCUGUCGGACGCCGAGCUCGCCCGCCUCACGUCCGUCUUCGACGAGCAGGACAUGGCCCGCCUCACCACCAGCGGCUUCGACGAGGCCGACCUCGCCAAGCUCGCCAGCCUGCCGGCUCUCGCGCCCGCCCCGGCCCCGGCCCCUGCCACCUUUCUUUCGGCUCCCGCGUCCGACAGGGAAAAGUUCGUCAAGGACAGCAGAGACUUCGGCCACGCCCUCGCCGGGAUAUUCGAGGAAGCCAGCAACGACAAGGAGGAGCAGAUCAUCUUCGACAACGUCCUCAGCUUCCUCGGCCUCGAGGUCGGCGACGUCUUCGACCUGGCCAAGGUGGAAGGCGCCCUGCUGGAAAAGAUGUCGGAGGACGUUGUCGAAGACGUCCCCGGCUAUGAGAACGGUCGCGAGGCUGCUGUCGUCAAGAGGGGCGAGCCGAAGGCGAAGAAGGGCGAGGGGAGUAGGUGGACGAGGAAGGGCAAGAACAUCUGCCCCUAUGACCGUGAGGACUUGACUGGCUGCCAGCGGCCUUCGGCGCACGACGACCACCAGCAGCUCUACGACGACGCUGUAAGGUUCAUUGCGCAGUGGGAAAAGGAUUACAAGGAGCAGGAGGAAAUCACGCAGAGGCUGUUUGAGAAGGAGCAGCGCGAGGAGCGCGAGGCCAUGGAGAAGGCCAAGAAGAAGACAGCUUGA
Messenger RNA from Verticillium alfalfae VaMs.102, 990 nucleotides. RefSeq lists its product with no specific name. Lineage: Eukaryota; Fungi; Ascomycota; Sordariomycetes; Glomerellales; Plectosphaerellaceae. Bases 1 to 990 code for a protein of 329 amino acids. The transcript has a single exon. The record is from RefSeq and is a predicted model, not a curated record.